Prorocentrum cordatum is the source of this 300-nucleotide messenger RNA. The record is from the annotation of a GenBank genome assembly. NCBI's taxonomy places the organism in Eukaryota, Dinophyceae, Prorocentrales, Prorocentraceae.
GCACUACGUGUGGCACGGGACCAUUUGGACCGAGCAGCUGGUGGACCAGGCCUGGGCGAGUUCGACCACCAUGUACCCCCAGAAAUCCAGCCUGGACCUGAGCCAGGCGAACCGCAGCCAGCACCGCACGCGGGAAUAUUACCUCUGGUGGGAGAGGAUCUGCUCGAUCGACCACCAUUUGCGGCUGAUGAAGACCAGCCGCCUGAACGGGAGGAUGACGAUGAAGGAGCGGCAGCGCCUCGACCAGGAGAUGUCGUCUCGCUUCUUCAACGGCAUGUGCGUCGAGUACAGUGGGGGCAG